UUUUGACAUAUAAAAUUAUUGUGUUGUGCUUUGUUUCGUUUUGCCUCGCGUUCUUUCUGUUUCUUUCUGUGUUUCGCUUUAAGCUUUUCGGCAUCCUUUUCCCAUACAAUUUCGCGCGUGUUUUUGUUGUACUAUCAAGUAACCUUCGGUGGUCACACUCGAUCGUUCGCGCGUGCUUUACGUUGUCCUUAAGAGUACGGUCACACUCGUCGUCGUCGUCGUCUCUUUGUCUGUCUGCCGUCGGUCUUUUGAAAGUGAAGAAAAGUGAACACGCGCGCGAUUUCCCCACCUCCUUGUAUCUGUCUGACCUUUUCUUUCUUCGUGUUUCGCAUUUUUGGCAUUCUUAUUGCAUUCCACGUGCGUCUCGUGUUUUUCGAAUAUCGUAUGCUUUUAGUAUCAAAUGUAAUUCGUUUGCUAAUCCUUGUGCAAUUUGUUCUGUGCAUUUCCUUUCCCCUCUCCCCAAAUCCUAGUUAUUCAUUGUAAAAUUAUCUACGUUGCGUCUUUUAUGAACGUGUCUAAAAAUUCAAGUGAAUAAAUUGCAGCAACAACAACAACAAUAAACAACAAAAGUCAAACCAAGCUCAAGUUCAACAAUUUAUCGCUAUCGAUAUCAACAACUACAACAACAACUACAUCAAAUAGCAACAACAACAUUUGUCCCGCUGUUUUGUAAGUUUAUGUUGGUAUUGGGGCGAAAAGUAAAAGAAAGAAAGUUCUUAGCAUGAGCGCUGUAAGUUGGAACUACGACGAGAAAGAAAACGUAGCGACCAUGAUGUCCUGCCCCCUUCCUAUGCCAUUACCAAUACCAAUACCUUCAAUACACAAAGCUGAAUACACACCGGUUCAUAUUGGAGUCAAGGUAAGGAUCGAUGAACAAUUUCUGUAUAAGCUCAAUCAUUUGGUGAGUCCACACGAUUAUUACCAAAUGCCGACGCAAUUUCGCGGAAGCGACGAACUUUUGAGUCAAGCAGCAGUUAUGGCGCCCGCUUCCGACAAUAAUAAUCAGGAUCUGGCCACAAAGAAGGCCAAGCUGGAUUCGAGCACCGUUUUGGCCGGCGGAAUUGCCAAGGCCUCAAAAGUCGUUCACUUGCGCAACAUUCCAAACGAAUCUGGGGAAUCGGACGUAGUUACACUGGGCAUACCAUUUGGACGCGUGACCAAUGUGCUCGUGCUGAAGGGCAAGAAUCAAGCAUUUAUCGAAAUGGCCGACGAGAUAUCCGCCACAUCGAUGGUAUCCUGUUACACAGUGAAUCCGCCACAGAUGCGCGGACGCAUGGUCUACGUGCAGUUCUCCAAUCAUCGCGAGCUCAAGACGGAUCAGAGUCACAAUAACUCGUCGGUGGUGCAGAGUGACUAUCGCAUUCAAUCGCCAGCCGGUGGCUCACCCUUGCCACUGUGUGCUGUAGGCAAUGCGAGCACCAAUAAUGCCAACAACACCGCCGAUAAUAACUGCAGCACUGUCGCCAUACUGCAGAACAACACAAGUGCAGUGAAUGCAUCUUCAGCUGGCAACAAUACCAACGCUGCUGGCGGUCCAAACACUGUGCUGCGUGUCAUUGUCGAGACGCUGAUGUAUCCGGUGUCGUUGGACAUUUUGCAUCAAAUAUUCCAGCGCUUCGGCAAGGUGCUCAAGAUAGUCACCUUCACCAAGAACAAUUCAUUCCAGGCUCUCAUUCAGUAUCCCGAUGCACACUCGGCACAGCAGGCCAAGUCUAUAUUGGAUGGCCAGAAUAUCUAUAAUGGCUGCUGCACCUUGCGCAUCGACAACAGCAAACUGACCGCCUUGAAUGUCAAGUACAACAAUGACAAGUCGCGCGACUUUACGAAUCCCGCGCUGCCACCGGGCGAGCCUGGUGUCGAUCUCAUGCCCACCGCCGGCGGCCUAAUGAAUACCAAUGAUCUGCUUUUGAUUGCCGCCCGCCAGCGGCCCUCACUAACAGGUGAUAAAAUAGUCAACGGUCUAGGCGCACCUGGCGUACUGCCGCCCUUCGCUCUCGGCCUGGGCACACCACUGACCGGUGGCUACAGUAACGCCCUGCCCAAUCUAGCCGCCUUCUCGCUGGCCAACAGCGGUGCCCUCCAAACCGCCGCCCCCGCCAUGCGCGGCUACUCGAAUGUGUUGCUGGUUUCGAAUUUAAACGAGGAGAUGGUCACGCCUGAUGCUCUAUUUACCCUCUUUGGUGUAUACGGCGAUGUGCAACGUGUAAAGAUUUUGUACAACAAAAAGGACUCGGCACUCAUACAAAUGGCAGAGCCGCAGCAAGCUUAUUUGGCCAUGUCUCACCUUGAUAAAUUACGUUUAUGGGGCAAGCCAAUACGUGUCAUGGCCAGCAAACAUCAGGCCGUACAGCUGCCCAAGGAGGGACAGCCGGACGCGGGCCUGACACGUGACUACUCACAGAAUCCGUUGCAUCGUUUCAAAAAGCCCGGCAGCAAGAACUAUCAAAACAUCUACCCGCCAUCGGCGACACUGCAUUUAAGUAACAUUCCCUCAUCCUGCACUGAGGAUGACAUCAAAGAAGCCUUCACCUCCAACAACUUUGAAGUCAAAGCAUUCAAGUUUUUCCCUAAGGACCGCAAAAUGGCGCUGCUGCAGCUGUCGUCGGUGGAGGAAGCUGUGCUGGCGCUGAUCAAAAUGCACAACCAUCAGCUGUCGGAGUCCAAUCAUUUGCGUGUGAGCUUCUCCAAGUCGAACAUCUAGAAUCCGACCCGGGGUCAGGUUCACUGAACUUGACUGAGUGCCAACAGCAGCAGCUAUCCGCUACGGCAGCAGAUCUUUUGGCAGCAACAGAUACAAUCUAUAAUUCGUAGUACAAGCGGCGUGCAGGGCAAUCGCCACAACACCCACUUCAACUGACAACCAACAGCAACAACAACAGCAACAUUUAAAGCGGCAACCACAGGCAAAACUAGAACAACAAACAAACCCAACCAAUCCCAACCCAUCAACAAACAGCAGCAAAACAAUCGAUGCAAGAGCUAUAGCUAAUCUAAAUAAAAAAAAAAUAUAUAUAUAUAUACACACAUAUAUACAACAUACAAAUUCUAAAACAAAGAAAAACAAAUACUGUUUUCCCAAUAUUGAUCGCAAAUUCAAAACAAAACAAAACAAAACAAUUAAUUAUAGACUCCAACUUAUAUGAUGAAUACCAAUUCAAAUGUUUGCCACAAGUGUGCAGCAAGUAAAAAAAAAUACUAAAAACAGAUUUAAAUAAAGCAAAGCAAAAGAAAAGAGCCCACUAAACAAUCAGCGACGUCGUAUAAUCAUAAGCUUAAAGUUAAUACUAUAUAUGUAGUCGAUAAGUCUAGUAAGUUGCAUUGAGAGAAACAAAAACAAAAGAAUACAAAAAAAACAACAAAAACAAAAACAAAAUUAGUUGUAAUUUGAGUGCACUGUACUGUGUUUUGGUUUUAAAAAACAUCAGCAGAGAGAAGUCAAAGCGAAACAAAAAAAAAUCUUAAACUAAAAUUAUAAAAAUAACGACAUUUAUGUUUAAACAAAAUGAUGAUGAUGAAGUGCGCAAACAUUUUAUUAUGUAUGAGUAUUUACUGUUAUUAUAUUUUAAGUGAUUGCAGCACGAUUGAUUGAUAAUUCUGAUUUCUACAAGUGAAAAACAAAAACAAAACACAAAAGAGUUCAACUUAAAAAGCAAACGCGCAAAUAAGAUGUUUUUAAACGUUUUAUUUUUUUUUAUUAAAAUUAUUAAUUUUGUUAGUGGUACGAUUAAUGUUAAAAGUAAAUCUCAAUAUUAGAUCGAAAACGUGCACACUAAUUCCUAAGUGUACUCGUAAUUGAAGAAGCCAAGCAAAAAGGCGCUGAAAAAAUGUAUUACAUUUAACAUAAAAUAAAAUCAAACUAUUGUCGGGCGUGUGUGAAGAGAAGAGAUCCCAUCAUAAAGUUAGUACGCCUAUUCGUUUAGCAUUAAAUCAGACACAAAACAAAAGUAACUCUUUUAAAGGCAGAUACAACAGAAAAAAACAAAAACAAAAAAAACAUAAACAAAUUGAAAGUAAAGCGUACGUAAAAUCUUCUGUGUGUGUGUAUAUGUAAAUGUUGUUAAAUUAGAAAAAUAUUAUUAUAUAUACACAAAAUGAAAACAAAAAUAUAUACUGUAUAAUGGAUAUACAUAUGCAUACAAAAAAGGAAAAGAAAAAACAUAAAUAUUUAUAGUAAGUAUAUAUAUUUGAAUAUAUAUUGAACUACAACAAAAACAUGAAACAGGAAAUAAAACAAAUUUUAAGAUACGAAAGUAAAAUCUCAAAUCUAGGCCUAAGCAUACCAAUAUGAAAGACAUAUAAGUGUUUUUAGCAAAAACGAAAACAAAAACAUACAAAAAAAAAGAACAAAAAGCAAAAAAGAAAAAAACUCAAUGAUUUUUUGAUAAUUUUACAAAAUGCCCACACUCACACUCACACAAACACACACAGAGACACAACCACACACACACAGAAAGACACACAUAUACAGAAACAGACAGGCACGACUAAUUAUACACACAUCAAUGUUUAUAUAUAUUUAGAAAGUGAAAAUAAUUAUUUAUACUAUGUUGGCGCAAAAGAACAAAAAAGAAAAGAAAAAUAAAAACAAAUAUGAUUAAUAAAAAAGUAAAGUAAUUGUAAUUGUAACUAAAUGAUAUGGAUUUAGUUUUUAAGCAUAAGUAGCAGUGAUCGUAAUUUAAAAUUAACAAUUAACAAAUAACAGAAAAUGGUAAAUUUGAAAACUUCAAAAAAACGUGUACGAAAAGCAACAGUAAAAUUGUAUUGUAAAAUGUGUAAAAUUUAAAAGGAUAUCAUUCGGAUAAUUGCAGUUAUCGCGAGUCAGCUGCCGCUAAGUAUUUAAACUGUCGGCAAUGAGUGGAAAAGUAUGACAAAACUCGACCACAGAAUAGAAGCAAAAGAUGGAAAAGGAUUAAGGAAACAUAGUUUAACCAUCGCAACCACAUUUCUCAUUCAACUCAAAAGCUUAAAGUACAUUUUUUUUUAACUAAAAAAAAGAACAAAAAAAACAAAAACCAAACAUAACUAGCGUUUCAUGUAUACAUUCUAUCCUAAUCUAACUUUACCUAAUUAAAAAACUUAAACUUAUAACUUAACUUAACAUAUGCUCCAUGUCUAUGCCUAUGUCUAUGUCUAUGUCUACUAUAUAUAGAUACAUACAUACAAACAUAUAUACACGUUUUGUUAGCGCAUCGAUACAAGGUAAACAGAGAUAUACAUAUACAUUAUAUAUACAUAUAUAUAUAUUAAUAUAUACAGAUAUAUACAUAUAUAUAUAUCAAACCCACGACUGCUAGAAUUUCAAAUGAGAACUCUUGACAAAUCAAAAAAUUUCAUACAAGUAUUUCAAAACAAAACAAAACAAAAACUACUAUAACUACUAAUUACAGCAAAACAAACAAAACAACCAGAACCCAAGCAAAAGAAAACUUCAAAUCAAUAUGUGAAAAGUUAAAUCAUAAUACAACUAGUACACACAUAAUAAUAUACAGGCAGACAGACAGACAGACAGAUUCACAUCAAACUGCAAUCAAUCCAAAAUGCAUAGAUAGAAGGCGGCUGUACUCUGGUACACAGAGCGUUCAAAGCGUAAUCAAAUAUUUAGCCCAACGAUAAUAUAGAUACAAUUUGCGCUACAGCGUGUUUAUGUUGAUAAUGAAGAACACACCGAAUAAGCAGCAUGCGAAUUAAUAGAACUACGUACACAUACUCGUACAUAUACAUACAAAUACUUAUAUACAAAAUGCAUACAUAAUGAGUGCAAAAUAGGCAAAUGCAGCUAUUUGAAAACAAAAACAAAAAAAGGAAACAAAACGAAAGAUAAAAAACAACACUAAAAGUAUUACUUUACCAUGUAGAACACACAGAGAUACAUUGAAGAAUUUAAUAAUUACAAAUUUAUCACAUAAUUGAAUACAUUUAAUAAACAAACAACAAAAAACAAUGAAUGAAAAAGAAUAUAAUCUAAAAUAACGAGCAAAAACAAUUGCCUAGGCAGCGUCAGUUGGAAUGCAGAGUGCAACCUCAACUUUUGCCUCUGGUGCCUGAUUGUGAAAUCAUGAAAAGCAAAUAGUUGCAUACACUAAAAAUUAACAAAAGUAUAUAUUAAAAUAAAAUUUAAAGCAAAAAAAAGAAUAUAUAUAUAUAUAAUGAUAAUGAUACAAAUAAUGAAGCAUAGCAAAAACAGUUAUAAGUUGUACAUUUUGAGCUGCAAAACGAGAUUUUACCAAUAUGCAAAUUGACGCAUAAUCAAUUCAAGACUAAAUAUGAAUAUGAGUAACAUACAUACAUAUAUACAAAAACAUACCCCAAAAACAUAACACACAUGCAUACAAACAUACAUACAACAUAUGUACGUACGCAUUUUAGUUGUGAAGCUGAAGCCAGCCCACAUAUUCUACAUACAGAUGAACAUACAACAUGCAUGCGAGCUAUGUCAGUGUAUAAGUAAUUGUAUCGUAGCUAUUUAACUAUGCAUUAUUGUAUUGAACAAAACAAAUACUAACAAAAUAGUGGAAAUAUGUGGAAACAAAAUGGAAAAAAGUAGUAGGGUGUAUAAUUUACAAAAAAAAAAAACAAACAAAAAACUUUAGGAAUACAGUUUUUAUUUAAACGAAAACAAAAUCACAUGCGCAACAUACUUAUACAUAUAAUACAUCAACAGAAACAUAUCAACAACAUUUGUCACACGAGUACGAGUUGUUCAUUUUUUAAAAAUAGACACCACAAUCCGAUACCCAAUUCCAUUUAGAUUCAGCCAUUUGCCACAUAACACAACACAACCAUCCAAUCCACAGUUUUUAAGUGGGAAGGAUCAGAGUAUGGAAUAACAAGAAAUACGAAGAUGAGAUGAAGCUUUUGAGAAGGAAACGAUAGCAUUAGAAAAUAAGAUUUAUCAGAAGUGCAGCAAAAUCGUGAAAGUUAAAUGAGAAAUUAUUUUAAGCACAUGGAACGGAACAGGAUUCGCGUACCAGGUCGUGUAUCGUCCUUGUAGACAGUGAGUCAUAGAAGGAAAAGUUGAUGAAUAAGCAUAGAGAAUUUGUUAAAUAUUUUGCCAACCGAGAAAGACAAAAUUAAUAAUUAGUUUUAUAGUUACAGUAUACUUUUUUAUGAAGUUUAUUUCAACGUGUUUUUUGGUACAAUAUUUUAUAGAUUUUUGUGCUCAUUAUCAAGUAUUUUUAGUAGCAUAAAUUUAUGUGUGGUUUUUUUAGCAAAAGUAACAAGUGAAAAGUGAAAAGUAAAACUUGAAGAGCGAAAUGAGAAAUGUUGAUGCGUUUGUUUGUAUUGAGAGUUUUAUCUUGUUUACUUUGACAGUUGGGGCAAACGCAUACACAACUCAAGUAUAAUAAAAGUAAAAAAUAAAAUAAAUGAAAAUAUAUAUAGAAACAAUCAUACAUACUUAUAUAGCUAGCGAAAUCUGUGUUUUACUUGCUUCUUUGAUAUUGACUUUGUUAAUUAGAUUUGAGUUCAGUUUUCGUGAAUUGAAACACACUACAAAAAGAAUAAAAAACAAAAACAGCAAAAAAUGCAUACAAGUUUUAAAACAGAAGACAGAAGUUCCUAAUUUUUAGUGAAAUGAUAAAGCUAAAAACAGAAACUAACAAGACAAUUUGCAGCAGUGAAUUAAAAAAUAAAUAUACAAAACAAUAACAUAAAAAGAAGAUAAAGAACAUAAUGAAUAAAAGUCACAUUUAAUUCGUUUUCAAUUGCUUUACCAUUUACUUCAAUUACAAUACUUUUCUUUACUUUCCUUUCAUUUCAUUUCCUUUCGUAUCCUUGGUCUGUCUAUACAUUUUGUGCGCGAUAGUCGCAAAAUUAUGGCAAAAUUCAACUAGGGUCCAAGAUUUAAAUAUAAUAAAUUAUAUUAAAGAACAUUACAUAAAAAAAGAACUACAAACAAAAUGGGCUUAUGAUCUGCCAAUUGGUACCCAAUUUUCGAGUUCAUAAUAUCUUAUCUACUAAAUACUGAAAACCAGCGAAAUGCAUGCACAACUCUCUUUCUCUCUCGCUAUUCUACAGGCACAUACUUACUCAUACACUCAAGAACACAAACACAGACACAAACACUCAUUCGAAUAUAGACACAUCACAGUUUUUACAGAUAUUGCCAAAAACAAAACAAAAAACAAAAGAA
Drosophila sulfurigaster albostrigata is the source of this 8131-nucleotide messenger RNA. It is a transcript of the gene heph, whose product is annotated as polypyrimidine tract-binding protein 1. Gene Ontology annotation, molecular function: mRNA binding. Gene Ontology annotation, cellular component: nucleus. The record is from RefSeq and is a predicted model, not a curated record. NCBI's taxonomy places the organism in Eukaryota, Metazoa, Arthropoda, Insecta, Diptera, Drosophilidae. Gene Ontology annotation, biological process: mRNA processing; regulation of RNA splicing.